UGAGUUGAGACACCUUUGUUAGUUGGUCGAAAUGUUACCUUUGCCAAGUUUAACCGUCGUCAAGUUUAACCGUUGAUUAGUUUUAACCUACGUUCAAAAGUGUUGUCCACUGUUCUCAAGUUUAGGGUUGAACCAGGAUGAACAGAAGCAGCCAGGUGGGCCUAGUUGCCCGCAGCCCUGAAGGGCACGCCGCCCAUGGCAUGCAGAUCAAGGGCCACGAGACAUCCUGGGUGGAAAUUCAGGCCCACACUUUCAGGAACUGGGUGAACGAACACUUGAGGAAUGUGGGCCUCGAAGUGCUGGACUUGACCAAGGACUUUCAGGACGGGACCAAAUUGUGUGCGCUGUUGGAGGUGCUACAGGGUCGGCAGAUAAAACCGCCCUGGAUCCGGAAACCGGCCAAUCAGCAUCAGUGUUUGGAGAAUGCUGCGUCAGCAUUGAGAGCUAUCGCCGACGAUGGCAUCAAGCUGGUAAAUAUUGGAAAUGUGGACAUAAUCAACGGUAAUCUGAAGCUGAUUCUGGGACUUAUAUGGUCUCUAAUCGUGCGCUACCAGAUUGGAAGAUCUAAGUUCCCUCCUCGAAAACUCAUGCUGGCUUGGCUAAAGGCUGUACUUCCAGAAUGUAGAGUCUCAAACUUCACAACAGACUGGAAUUCUGGAAUCCACCUGAGUGCAUUGCUGGACUACUGCGAGCCUGGACUAUUCUCCCACUGGAGACAUCUGGAUCCUCAUGACAGUGUCUCGAACUGUAGAAGAGCCAUGGAAGUGGCGCGAUCUCGUUUCAACAUCCCCAUGGUCCUGGAACCCGAAUAUCUGGCCUCUCCAUUCCUGGAUGAACUUUCGGGAAUGACCUACUUGUCCUACUUCAUGAAAGAGAACAGUCCAGGGUUCAAGUCCACCCUGCGCUGGGUCAACAGUCAGUUACCUGAUAAACAUAUAUCCAAUUUUACUUCGGAUUGGAACGAUGGAAGUGUUCUGUGUUCCCUGGUGAAUUCUUUGGGUGCCUCAGCCAAAUGUCUACCUAGUUCAGAUCCUAUAGUAUGGGAGUCCAAUCUCAAUGCAGGUAUAACCGGAGGCAGAAAGCUGGGAGUAGAACCGAUUCUGCGAGCCAAAGACAUGGCAGAUGCCAACGUGGAACAUCUGGGUGUGAUGGCGUAUGCUGCCAAUUUCCAGUGGAUUCCACCGCGCACCUCCCCUUCACUCACUGUGGCAGUCAGCUGUGACACGCAUACUACUCGUAUUCAUGUGCCUACAAAUUUCAAAAUCGACUUCCUGUCGGACGACGUAGAUCCUCGUGCGGUGACGGCUGAGGUGUUGGGUCCAGAGGGAGAGAGAAUCAAGUGCCAGCUCACUCUAGGGGCCAACGGGGGGAGGGGCACCUUCACUGCCAUGCAUGUUGGAAUGCAUCAGUUGAGUGUGUACAAUGAGGAGGAGAUGGUGAAAGGGUCACCAAUCCACAUCCGUGCCAUGCCUGAGCUUUCCAACAUCACCUACACCGGAAUGGAGCCAUGUGCUGUCGGGUCCAUUGUCGAAGUUCUGGUGAACUCAAACGGCGCACGCAGCGGCCUCAUCGAGGUGAUAGCUUCAUCUCCAACUGGCCGGCAACUGGACUGCCCCGUGCACGAGCAGGAUGGUGUGUACUCGGCCACUUUCCAACCAGACGAGCCAGGCGAGUGGAGUAUAGCUGUCAGGCAUAGUGGAGAGCUCAUACAGGGUGGACCGUUCACAUGUUUUGUCUUCGAUCCUAAUGGAGUCAAGGUAUGUGGAACACCUGUCAAAUUAGCGGAUGUUCUGCUGCAAAAAAUAAGAAGCCCAUUCCCGUUGAGAGUUGGUACGAGGGAACAAAUCAAAGCAGAACGACUGAGUGAAAAAUACAGCAGUGAUCGCCAUACUGAACGUGUCAUAUCUAACAACUACCACAACUCAGUGACUCGAGUCACCUCGCCUCUGCUGGAUCGAGUCAGUUCGCCAGUGAACUUGACUCGAGUCAGCUCUCCAGUCAACUUGACUCGAGUCACCUCGCCGUUGCUCGACCGAGUCAAUUCGCCAGUCAACCUGACUCGAGUCAACUCGUCGAGUCCGCUCGGUUCGCCUCUCCGCUCGCCGACCUAUCGUAACUCUCCAGUGAACGGGCAUUACAGGGGUACCUCACCCCUACAUUCCCCCAGCUCGCCUUUGGGGUUUCACAACUCCAACACAAGUAUCGAUACGUCGUCUAAUGUUAGAGUGUCGACAAUGUUGUCGAAUCUCAGUCAAAGGCGAGAUUCGUGGGAUGCACUUGUUAAAACACAAACAACUGUCAACGAAAUCGAUGCAGAAGUGAGUGGAGAUGCUCUCCAUCUCAUUCCAGUGCGUAGAUCUGCCUCUUUCUACAUCAAUUCUGACGCUCCGUUAAGUCAAGUUACUGUCACCGUUACAUCUCCUUCCAAGAUUUCGUUACCAGUGAAGUUGACAAAGACAGGCAAACAGAUACUCGUCUACUUCACAGCCUCUGAGAUCGGAGAGCAUGUCAUCGAUAUAAAGAUCAAUGAUAUGAGAGUUCAUGGAGCUCCUUUCAGAAGCCACGCCUACAAUGCAAACGCUAUUAAAGUUGACAGAAUUCCAAACGGAGUAGUGGGCCAGGCUGUUGAAUUCGAAAUUGACGGUUCAGGAGCCGGCUCGGGAAAUCUGGAAAUCCUCGUGAACGGAGGUCACGUGACCAGUUUCGUUCGAAAUCUGGGCAGUCAGCGUUUUCUGGCCUCGUUUGUGCCACACGAGGCGGUCACGCAUCUAGUGGAAAUGAAGUUCAAUGGAGACUCCAUACCAGGUAGGACUUAA
This is a messenger RNA of Nilaparvata lugens (brown planthopper), 2816 nucleotides long. RefSeq names its product filamin-A-like. Gene Ontology annotation, biological process: actin cytoskeleton organization. The record is from RefSeq and is a predicted model, not a curated record. The coding region runs from base 138 to 2816 and encodes 892 amino acids. Gene Ontology annotation, molecular function: actin filament binding. Lineage: Eukaryota; Metazoa; Arthropoda; Insecta; Hemiptera; Delphacidae. The transcript has 17 exons.